ACCUCGGAUGAUUUGACACUUGUCUCCAUAGCAUAUGGUUGUGCCUUGCAUGUGCUCCAGCUGACAGAAUAUGCUCAGUUGCUCAGUGUAGCCUUGCAAUAAGCAAGCAUACUGUGAUCUAUUUACAUUUUAGAUUGUCCUGCUCACUGUUGAAUUUAAUAAUGUGGCAACUUCAUGGCUUUCUGAAUGCGAAAUUGCCGUCAUGAUAAUAUUCGAGGGUGUGCUUGUUAAAUGGGCUUUUGCAAGGCGUUGUCUCUGAAAUGCAAAGUUAAGGGACAUUUUGUAUUAGGUUCAAUAUAAUGUCUUUAACUUUGAAUAGAGGACACCGAGUCGAGCUUCCAGUGAUAUUCCAGCCUAACUUUAAGUUAUUAUAAUAUUGGCUUAAUAUGCAAGUUACAUGGGUACAUAAUGUAUUAUGUCAAUGGCAACCAGUGGCUGUGUCAAUGCGGACCUCGGGCAGAGUCCCUCUUGGCGUUAUGAUAACAUCCCUUAAGUCAUAUUAUUCCUGUAUGGACUUGUGUUUAUUGUAGGCUAUAUUCCUAUUGGCCUAUUGGUCUACUUUAUCUUAUCGGUUAAAUUAUCUUCGUCUUAUACCCCGUGCUAAAAAUAUAAUAAGACUGAUAAUGUUUUUUUUAUUGUAAGGAAACGGUUUAGCCGGUACAUGAGAGAUCUUUGCGGUAAGUGGUUCAGGUGCGUCACUUUCUACUGCAUAAAAAAAAAGGGGGCGAAGCGUGCCUUUUUUUGGUGGAAGUCAUUUUAGUUUCAAAACAGGCUCUGUGGUCGUGUGUGUCGAAGUGCCUGGGUCAAGGUAGAACUGUCUUUUAACCUUGCUGAAGGACAGCUGUAUUUACUGACGUAUGUAAAUGAAUAUAGGGGAGGUCCUUGGGCAAAAAAAAAAAAAAAAAAAAAAAAAAACACACACACACUGAAUCAGUUUCACAUUGCAGCUCCGGAGUUCCUGCGUGGAAGGAAAAACGAGACGUGGCGAAAUCUGCUCAGCAAACCAUGCAGGAUGAUUUACUGAUGGACAAAAACAAAGCCCAGCCACACCAUCAGCAAGAUCCGACGCAAGUAGACCCUCCUCCCUCCACCCCGACCCCGUCAUCGGAGCCCACUUCUUCUUCAUCGGAGUCGGAGAGCCCUUCAACCGGGAGCAACCAAGCGGCUUCAGCGCUGAGCAGCAGCAAGGACAAAGUGCCGAUGGAGUCGCCGAUCCUGCCCGGGUUGAGCUUCCACCACCAGCCGCAGGAGACCGGCGGUCCCUUGUCCUCCCCUUCCUCCUCGUUUGGGAGCACUUGGUCCACGGGAACCACAAACGCCGUGGACGAUAGCUUUUUCCAGGGAAUACCCUCGGUGAACGGGACGAUGCUUUUCCAGAACUUCCCCCACCAAGUCAACCCGGUCUUCGGGGGUAAUUUCUCCCCGCAGAUGGGUCUGGCUCCCCAGUCCCAACAGCAUCAACAGCAAGCCCAGCAGCAGCAGCAGCAGCAGCAGCAGCAGCAGCAACCCCAGCCCCAGCCCCAGCCCCAGCAGAGAUCCCCUGUCAGCCCCAGCCAAGGCCCCUUCCCCCAGAGAAACGCUUAUCAGACCAUCAUGAAUAACAGCAAGGGGUCGUCGUCGUCGUCGUCUUCUUCUGCCCCGUCGUCCGCUUGGAAUAAUCACCAAAACGCCGCAUGGAGCACAGCCUCCAACCCCUGGAGCGGUCUGCAGGCAGGCAGGGACCCGCGCAGAGCGGUGGGCGUCGGGGUAGGGGUCGGAGUCGGUGUCGGGGUGCCGUCACCCCUGAACCCCAUCUCCCCCAUGAAAAAGCCCUAUACCAGCAAUGUUAUAGCACCCCCCAAAUUCCCAAGACCCGGUCCCCUCACCCCCAAGCCCUGGAUGGAGGACAGCGCCUUCAGGACUGACAACAGCAACAACAUACUGCCUUUCCAGGACCGGAAUCGGCCCUUUGAUGCUUUUAGCUUGCACUCUUUGGAGAAUUCCUUAAUGGAUAUGAUAAGGACUGACCAUGACAAAGGUAAACCACACCCUGCCGGUGGCCCACCAAUGACUAUCGCUGAUAUUAUAUGGAGGAAUCAUUUUGCAGGACGUAUGGGCCUCAACUUUCAUCAUCCUGGAGCAGACCACAUAAUGCCAUUGAACACCCGGAGUUAUGGCCGCAGAAGAGGUCGUUCCUGCCUUUUUCCCUUUGAAGAUGGUUUCCUCGAUGACGGCCAUGGUGACCCCUCCUUGACCCCUGGCCUGAACUCGCCAACCCGCUGUCAGAACGGAGAGAGGAUGGAGCGCUACUCCAGGAAGGUCUUUGUCGGAGGCCUCCCCCCUGACAUAGAUGAAGAUGAAAUCACCAACAGUUUCCGUCGAUAUGGGCACCUGGUGGUAGACUGGCCCCACAAAGCUGAGAGCAAAUCCUACUUCCCACCGAAAGGCUACGCCUUCCUGCUCUUCCAGGAAGAGACUUCUGUUCAGGCCUUGAUCGACGCCUGCAUCGAGGAGGACGGCAAGCUCUACCUGUGUGUAUCCAGUCCCACCAUCAAAGACAAACCGGUCCAGAUCCGUCCCUGGAACCUGAGCGACAGUGACUUUGUCAUGGACGGCUCCCAGCCUCUGGACCCCCGCAAGACCAUCUUUGUUGGGGGGGUGCCGCGGCCCCUGCGUGCAGUGGAGCUGGCUAUGAUCAUGGACCGGCUGUACGGAGGAGUUUGCUACGCUGGCAUCGACACUGACCCAGAGCUCAAAUACCCAAAGGGAGCCGGCCGCGUGGCCUUCUCCAAUCAGCAGAGUUACAUUGCUGCCAUCAGCGCUCGCUUCGUUCAGCUGCAGCACAAUGACAUCGACAAAAGGGUGGAGGUGAAGCCGUACGUCCUGGACGACCAGAUGUGUGAUGAGUGCCAGGGGGCGCGCUGCGGGGGGAAGUUCGCCCCCUUCUUCUGUGCCAACGUCACCUGCCUGCAGUACUACUGCGAGUACUGCUGGGCCAGCAUCCACUCGCGAGCCGGCCGAGAGUUUCACAAGCCACUGGUGAAGGAGGGGGGCGACCGCCCUCGACACGUGUCCUUCCGCUGGAGCUGAGGGGCGGGGGGGUGUCACGAGUCAGCCCUGCCCCGGUGAACCCACGCCCGACCCCUAAAAACCUCCUGCACCCCUCCUACCCUACAGGCCGGGACAGCGCUGCAACCCCCCCCCACAGCCCCACCUACUCCACCCUGCUCCCCACAAACACCUCAUGAAAAAAGCAAAAAGGAUACCGUCAAAUACAUGGGACUUUCUUCAUACCAUACGGCUCUGAACUCAUUGUCUAGUGUUCCCCUCUGAUAAAGCAUUGCGAGGAAAAUAAAUGCGAAAGUCUGUCAGCUUAGAAUUUGCACUUUGGCACAAAAUCUCACACACACAGGAUGGUAUGUUAGACGCCUGGCUACUUUCAGUUCCCCGUUCUGUUGACUGGGUGGUGUGGUACGUCCUGUUGGACCCCCCCCUUACUAAGACAGAGGUGGGACCAUAAAAAUAUUUAAAAAGUAUAUAUUUUUUGUUUUGUACCUAUCUAUACAUAUAUAGAUAAUUUAAAUUUUAUGUAAAAGGAGCAUGCACUUAUUUUCAAAAGCUGUAGUUAUAUUGCCCCUAGUGAAAAAUCAUUACCAAAGGCAAAUGAAAUUAAUGCAUACAGAAAAGCUAAAUAGGUGGCAUAAGAUGUAGCAAGAUUUAACACCUAUCCAGUAGUGUGGGCCCGUAUCGCCCAGAGUAAAAGUAACACGGCUAUAUUCGCUCUCAAUUUUGACUCUGAAAAUAUUAAUACCUCAUAUGCGCAAUCGGAUUAGUUUGCUUUCGAUUUCUAGGUCUUUAUUUUUAUAAUAACAUUAUUUUUUAGUGUUAUGUAAAUGUAAUGCUGCAAUAGCUUUGCUGCUAAAUCCAUGGUAUAAACAGAUACCAUAAGUACUUUAUUCAGGCUAGGGUGUAAAAUAAUAACAGAUCUAGAGAAGCACCUGGUGUUGGAGAAUGACGAGCUAUCAUAGGGGGAGGGGGCGCCCCUAGACAACGAUGGCUACCUUUGUGGGGGUCGGGGUGGGUCGCCCCUAACUGCAUGUUUAUUUCAAUCAGGUUGCUGCAUGCAAUAGACUUUCAGUAUCAUGUCUACUAUUCGAUUCUGCCCAUGUUUGCACAACACACUAUAGACGUACGUUCGACUCGCACGAAACUGGACAGAAACAGGGAAGACUGGUCAACGGAGUCGCGCCGGCUCCGCGUCGGGCUGACAGGCCACGCCACAGGGCGGCCAGAGCAGAUGGUUCCUGCACAAACAGGCAGUGAACACAUCCAGGCGACGGGGGGGAAAAAAAAAACAACCUUAAUAAUCACAAAUCAAAUUAAAUGUAGGAUUACCAUUUAAAACUGUCUAUGAUAGGUGAAGUACUUUUUUGCAGUGAUUGUUGAUAUAAUUGUGCAAUUUUUUAUACCGUAUGUAGUUAGGUCUGAGUAUGCCUAGAACUGUGAUUCGCUUUAACUGUCGUUAAUGUCCGACAUAGAAGUCCUGUGAAACUUCAUAACUAGCGUAUGCACACGUAUAUAUGUUCUCUUGUACACACACACUUGCACCAGUAUACACAGAAGCCUCUCGACACACACGAACACACACACACACACACACACACGGACGGCUGUCUUUCUUACGCACACAAACAGGCCUACAAACACAGAGUCUGAUCUGAAGAGAAGACGCAACAAUGUGAGCUUAAACUGAGAACUAAGGUCUUUUUGGUUUUGUUUUUUUUUUGUUUUUUUUUUUAAAAAUUUGUUCCACCAUUGACAAAAGCGCACGUUUACGUCCCAGAAUGCAACCAAAGAGCUCUUGUGUUCGACUUUUAACACGCGGCACGAACAGCCGCCUGCAGAGGAGGCUGCGCCGCUCAUUGGGCCUCCUGCAGAGGAGCUGAAGGUGCAGUCGGUUAGAUGAGGAAAGAGGGCAGUUGGGAAGAAGAAUUUUGGGGGUGAUAAAAUGAAACAUUGAAGCUACUGGAGACUUGAGAUUGAUAAACUUAGCUGUGCACAUGCUCGAGCUACAUGGCUGGGGUUGGGUGGGGUGGGGUGGGGGUGGGUGGGGGUGGGGUGGAUAACAUUGCCAGAAGAUGCAGAUGUGCAAGCUGGGGUUACCAUAUUUAUCCAGAUUUUUUUUUUUUUUCCUGCAAAGCUUGAAGUAAUGGACCUGCUAAAAAAAAAAAAAAAAAAAUGGUGGACAUGUAUAUCUUUUUAGUUUUUAUCAAAAGGUUAUAGUGCGCAGUUCAAACAGGAUGGGGUGGGUGGGGAAGGGAGGAGGUGGCGUUUGGUAGUUAUGAAUGCAAUGCAUAGAAACUUAAGUAUUGGCUGCUGAAGACAGGGUGGCUCUGGUUUGGGGCUAGGGGUGGGGGUGGGGUGGGGGCCCAAGUUACACUGGUUUUAGCAGUUUUGUGGACAAUCCGAUCGGGAUCCUACAUCAUUGCAAGUUAAUGUGUGUCGUCCCCUUUUUUUUUUUUUUUUUUUCCCCGGUCCGUGAGUUGUGAUUGUCCCGUGCUGGCGCCCCGCAGUCCCUCUCCUCUGUGUUCUUUUAGUCGCAAACUGUUUUUUUUGCUUUAGGAUAGAUGUUUUUGUUGUCCAAGAAAAAACUAAUUGAAACUAAACAGAAGAUACUUUUUUACUGAUAGAAAAAAAGACUUUAAAAAAUAAGAGGCUAACCAUGAGUAAUAAUAAGUAUCCCAAUGAAAGUGAAUUCUGGGUGUUUUUGUGACAUUUCUUUCCCCACCCAGACAGGUUUUCUAUGUUUGUUUCUUCUCUAUGAUAGAUAUUUGUUAUGCACUACUCUUUGUAUCUGAACAGUUUUCGACGGUCAGCAGUUCUUUUUGUUAAAAGACAAAAAAAAAAGACGAUAAAGCGUGCUUUCUGACUGACAAGAUCUUUUGCAAUACCUCAAUUUUGAAAUAUAUUAGGAGAGAAACUGAUAUUUUCUAAGUAAGUUUAUUCAGAUGAAAAAAUAUAUAUUAAUUUAAUUCUUCAAGAGAAAUGAUUUAACAGAUGGUUGAUUUUUUUAUUUUUGUCAUGCUUAUUUGCUUUUAUUUUAAGAAUUUAUUUUUUUGAAAAAGACAACAACUGAAGGAGCUAGAGCUUUAUAACUAAUAUAAUGAUGUAGUUAGUGAGAGUACAGUCUACUUUAUUACAGUGGAAGUUAGGGUGAGUGUCCCACUGGUCAAAUUGGUCGAAAACAUCAGAGAAGAGCUCUUUAGGAAAAAAAAAAUCAGGUGCUCAGAGAGAAAACUGAACAUAUUUCCCACGUUUUUGUAUAUUUAUAAUCAAUCAUUUACUAUGCUGACCAGAGUUGUGAAAGAGAUCUUCUGUUCAUUAUUUUUUUAAGAGAAGUUUUUUAUGUUUCCUAAAAGUAUGUGCUCCCUUUUUUUUUUUUUGUUUUGUAAAAAAAAAGCAACGUGACCCUGAUUUGUUAACCUGACAUCGACGGGAGAAAAACAAAAGGAGACUUGUGAGAGUCACUGAACAGCUGGAGGUAGAGAGACAAGAAUGUUAUUUUUAACACAAAACAGACACAAGUGUUUUCACCUGUAACUUGAUCGGAAGCCCCCAAGGUGCAUCAAUUGACUGGUGGCCUUCUAUUCACGCAAGACUUGAAUUAGUCCCAUUUUUUUUUAAGGCUAAGAACCUUGAUUCUUUGUUGUAAUGUGCAAUACUGUUUGUACUGUUUGUAGAAAAGAAGAAAACAAGAAAAAAGAGGCAUAAAUCUUUAUUGCAGAAUUAUUUUCAUUGCAAGCAUUGUGAUUCACUAAAAUCAUUUUCUACUGUGUAUUUACCUACUCUACCUGCUAGUACCUUCCAGUAGUAAUGUAGCCUUUGUACUGAGAAAUUUUCAUUAUUUUUAGAAAGUUUUGCUAAAAAAGAAAAGAAUUUAAACAUAUUUACAUAUUUUCAUUUUUAUUUCGUAUUUUUCUUUACAGACUUAUUUCUCAACCAUUAAUAGUUAUUUCUGGGGGAGACUUUUCAUAUCUGGUCCUUUUGUCAUUAAUAUUAUUUUGUAUUUUUACUUGGAAUAAAUUAAUUUUAUGAUGCUAAUUCUUUAAAAGUUAAUUUUAUUUUUUUUGUUUUUUCAUUUUUUGAAGCUGAAAAAAAAAAACAACCUUUGUAAUAUUGUUACUAAAGUGUCUCGAUUCUUGAAAUGCUAAGCUUUGUGUGUUAACUCGCUGAUGUUGCUUACAUUAGUGUGAAAAUGAUCUACGGAGAAAAAAAUAACUCGUCAAAACAACAGAUUGGUGGUUGGUGAUGUUUAAGUGAUUCGCAAUGUAAACAAAUGAAUGGGCAAUAAAAUAAAAAUGGCAGAAUGGAGCAUACAUGCAGUAUGUUGUGAUGUAAUUGUGGAAGAUGGACAACACCACUGACCAUUUACAUUGCUUCUGCUACUCCAGUACUCCUACUACUAUCCCCACUAACUCUACAAUAACUCCUCCUCACUUUGUGCAGUGGAGAGCAACAUUUCUUCACAUGUGAAAUAUUCAGCAGCUCCUCCUAAAGAAACAGCCAUGUCACAUGUCGUCCUCUUUCUCAUAACUUCGGUCCCUGCAUAGUGCACCAGUGUGAUUGUAUUUAAGUAUGAAUGUAAAUGAUAAGAGAUGCACUGUAUAAUAUACGAAGUUUGGGAAGAGCAUGUAUCGCUGUAGAAUCUUAAUUAUUCAUAGGAGGCAAUGGUCUAAAAGUUUCUUUUCUUCCCAAACUUUUGGUUUGUUUCUGUACUAUAAUUUUAUUUUGGCAAAAUCCUACAUUUCCCCUCCUUAUCUUCUGCCUUAAAAGAAUAGCUUGACAUUUUGGGAAAUACAUUUAUUAGCCUUCUUGCCAAGAGUUAGAUGAGAAGAUUGACACCACUCUUGUGUCUGUUACUACGCUAAAUAUAAAGCUACAGCCAGGAGACUGCACCUUGGCCUAGCAUUAGCACCCAGCCAAGAAUUAGUCUGGCACAUAAACCCCCCCCCAUAAAACUACAUCUCGUAGUUUUUACACUUCGAUUAGAAACAAGAUCUAACAUGUUAAUCAGUGAGCUUUAGAGGUGCUGGUAGACAAAUGUUUGGACACAGCUAGGCUAACUCACAUCUGUUCAAUGUGAAACUACAGCCAGCACCCAGUUAGCUUAGCAUAAAGCCUGGAAACAAAGGUAAACGGCUAGCCUGGCUCUGUCCAAAGGUAUUAAAAUCCACCAGCACCUCGAAAGCUCAAUUAUUAACAUGUAUCUCGUUGGUUUAAUCCAAACAAAAACCGAAGUGUAAAAACAACACGUUGCAGUGUUAGGGGGGUUAUGUGCUAGACUAUUUUUUGGCCGGGAGUAGUGACUUCCUGAAGUUUUGUCCAAGAACAAGUCCUUCAUAUUACCCCUAUGACAGCGCCAUGUGUCGUUUUACACUCCGGUUUUUGUACGAAUGUAACAAACGAGAUAUAACGUGUUAACUAGUGAGCUUUAGAGGCGCUGGUAGGCUGAUUUUGUUACCUUUAGACAGAGCCAGCUGUUUCCAUUCUUUAUGCUAAGCUUAGCUAACCGGCUUCAGGCUCCAUCUUCAUAUUUACAGACAUGAGGGUGUAAUUGAUAUUCUCAUCUAACUCUCAAUAAGAGAGCGAAGAAGCGCGUUUCCCAAUAUGUCAAAAACAUUUUCUUUCAUUUAGGCUGAUGUUCCAUUUUGAAGUGUUUUUGACGUCCCUUCCUGUACGGUCUAUAUCCAAAAAGAGACUCCAACGCUCAUGUGAGAAUGUUAUUUCUGGCUGGCCUUUUCUACCAGUUUAUACAGCUGAAGCUAAUACCAACCCCCCCCUCUUCCAGGGCUCAGUAUUAUUCACCACCAUACCACCAAGUAUUUAUCUAUCUCCUGGCCUUUUUUUUUUUUUUGCUCUUUCACUUAAAACUAUUUAUACCUGAACUGUAACACAAAGUGUAUGUGCAAAUGAAAAAGAAAAUGAAUUGGAUGAUGGUAACCAUUUUAUAUAUUCCUCUAUAGAUAUACGUAUGUAUUUCAUGUAACUAGACUUGGAUAGUAUACUGUAUAUUCACUUCUGCUUCAUGGGCGUUCUCUGGGUAGGUAAACACUGUAGGUCUCGUCAUGUUGUGAUCUCAAAUUAGAUGAAAAAAAAAAAAAAAAGACUGGUAGUGUGCUUUUUUCCACCAACAUCCCACUACUUUUGAAAUGUACAUUUGUUGUUUUUUUCCCGUAAGGCAUCUGUGCUUAUUUUCUAGGUUUUUAUUUCCGGACUUGAACACUGGUUCUAUCUUGGCGAGGCUUUUUGAGAUUGUUGACUUGGUCUGAACUUUUUGCAGUAAAACUGUGAUUUGAAAACAUGGAGCUCAAUGCUGCUAAUGCUUACUACUGCUUCAGAGUUUGUAGUUCCCACCUUAAUUUUUCCUUUUUCUGUACUAAUAAGCAAAUCUUAUUAAACGUAGUUGUAUGACGCUG
Messenger RNA from Siniperca chuatsi (mandarin fish), 9455 nucleotides. It is a transcript of the gene cpeb3, whose product is annotated as cytoplasmic polyadenylation element binding protein 3. Lineage: Eukaryota; Metazoa; Chordata; Actinopteri; Centrarchiformes; Sinipercidae. The coding region runs from base 1006 to 3069 and encodes 687 amino acids. Gene Ontology annotation, biological process: negative regulation of cytoplasmic translation. The transcript has 11 exons. Gene Ontology annotation, cellular component: nucleus; synapse; cytoplasm. The record is from RefSeq and is a predicted model, not a curated record. Gene Ontology annotation, molecular function: translation factor activity, RNA binding; mRNA 3'-UTR binding; mRNA regulatory element binding translation repressor activity.